Molecule: messenger RNA, 1545 nt
Organism: Aspergillus bombycis
Lineage: Eukaryota; Fungi; Ascomycota; Eurotiomycetes; Eurotiales; Aspergillaceae
Product: cytochrome P450
Exons: 3
Coding region: 1-1545 (514 amino acids)
Molecular function (GO): heme binding; oxidoreductase activity, acting on paired donors, with incorporation or reduction of molecular oxygen; iron ion binding
Source: RefSeq, a predicted model, not a curated record
AUGCCGGACCUCACCACGAUUCUGGGAUUGAGCGCAGUCGCCCUUCUGGGGUAUCUUCUCCUGUUCACUCUCCGCGUGAAACUGGAUCCCCGCGAGCCGCCUCUUGUUGCAAGCACAAUCCCACUGGUUGGCCAUCUGAUUUCCUUUCUCGUCCAUGGAAUUGGAUACUUUGCCGCAGAAAGUCGUAAAUACGCCUUGCCCAUUUUCACCAUGAAUAUCCUCAAGGAAAGAGUGUAUAUCAUUACUUCUCCAGACUUACUCCCGUCCGUGCGACAUAGUCGCAGCACCAUGUCAUUCGAUCCGCUCUUCACAGCCAUGGCCGAGAGGGCGGGGGGGAUUCGAAAACCUGGUCUGCAGCUUCUCCGGGAGGAAGAACGGGGGGGUAAGGGACUUGCUAAGAAAACGGUGGACGUGAUGCGCCCUGCGCUACUUGGAAACAAGCUGGACCAUCUAAAUGAGCAGAUGAUCCAUGUCCUCAAACCCAUCGUCGAUCAAGUGGCUUCGAUUCCUACCCGUUCAUUGGAUUUGUAUGAAUGGUGCAGCGAGGCACUCACGGUUGCUAGUACGGAUGCUAUCUAUGGCCCGUUGAAUCCUUACAAAUCUGAAGCUAUCAGACGAGCCUUCUGGGAUUUUGAAUCCAACUUAAGCCUGCUUCUCGUCGAUACGCUUCCCUGGUUGACUUGCCGGAAGGCCUGGAAAGGCAGAGAACAGCUGGUCCAGGCUUUUAUUCAGUUCUACCAAACGGAUGGUCAUCUUUCUGCAUCUGAUCUAGUCUAUGCUCGAUGGAAGGUUCAGCAAGAGGCUGGCGCAACUCUGGAGGAUAUCGCACGAUUGGAGAUCCUUACCGGGGUUGGAAUCCUCUCUAACACGGUCCCAAGUUGUUUCUGGCUGCUUUUUGAUAUAUUAUCUCGCCCGGAGUUAUUACGGACGAUACAGGAUGAGAUCCAGCAGAAUGCGGUCUCCAUCGACUCGACGGGGACCCAUACCCUUGAUUUAGCAGAUAUCCGGGGAAAGUGCCCGACACUCCUCUCGUCAUUCCAGGAGACUCUGAGAACGCGAUCGAACUCCGGUCAACUCCGUGUGAUAUACCAAGAUACACUGUUAAAUGAUCACUGGCUCUUGAAGUCUGGUUCGAUCCUCCUGAUUCCCGCGCCAGCCAUCAACACAAAUAGCUCGGCGUGGGGGUUGGAUUCCGGGACAUUCGACCCUCAGCGCUUUACCAAGACUGCUCAGAUGACGGACAAGAAAUUAAAGGCAUCUGGGUUUUUAUCCUUUGGGCUAUCUCCCCACAUCUGCCCUGGGCGGCAUUUUGCAACAGGAGAGAUCCUGGCUCUCGCUGCAUUACUUAUUGUGCGAUAUGAUAUCAGCCCCAUGCAUGGCUCUUGGACCGAACCAAAACCGAAUGCGAGGGCAGUCGCUGCAUCGCUUCCUCCUGCAGCUGAAAAAGUUGAGGUGACUGCCGUCGAGAGAGAGAAAUAUAAGGGUGUAGAAUGGCAGACGACGGUGACCCCGGGGAAGGGGACAUACGGCCUGAUCAUUGGGUAA